UCUGUUCAACGCUCUGAGCGAUAUGUACCGUAAUCUAGUCCUUCUCCUUCAUUCACCUCCAAGUCCCACCUCUCUCCGUCUCUCUCUGUGUUUACAUUUUCCGCAUUAAUCGCAAUAAUCAUCCAACUCACAGAUCCAAAUACGGAAACACCUGUCAAUAUUUCAAUAAUAUACGUAUAAAUAUAUAUAUAUACGUACACACGUAUAUAUAAGGUUAAGAUUAUGAACGACAGUGAUGACGAAGACGAGCUUCUUCAGAUCGCACUGAAAGAACAAGCUCAGCGAGAUCUCAAUUACAAAAAACCGUCGAAGCCGGUGGCGAAUUACGUACGACCGCCGCAGACGGCGAAUCAGAGGAGUUCCGCGCCUAAAAACCCUACAUCGACCGCUUCCCAGAUGCAGAAGCCUCAGCGACGUCGUCCGGUGGACGAUGACGACGAUUCGGAGGUGGAGAUGCUCAGUAUUUCCUCCGGCGAUGAGGAUUCGGCGAGGGACAGAGCGCUCGGGUCCAGGAAUCGGGCACCGAGAGGUGGGAGGGACGAUGAUAGAAGCUGGGAUGGGGGCGAGCCUGAUUGUUGGAAGCGAGUCGACGAAUCUGAGCUUUCUCGUAGGGUCCGUGAUAUGCGGGAGACAAGAGUUGUUCCAGUGGUUCAAAAGUUCGAGCAGAAGCCAUCAGCAAUUGCUAGAAAGGGUCUUAAGAAUUUACAAUCCCUUCCUCGUGGCAUGGAAUUUGUAGAUCCGCUAGGAUUGGGGGUAAUAAAUAACAGGACAUUAAGGUUGAUCACAGAGCAUCCAGAAACUUCUCCAUCCAACUUUGAAAAAGAUCAUAUCGAUUCUAACGUUCGCGAGAAGUUGACGUAUUUCUCUGAGAAAUUUGACGCAAAGCUGUUUCUAUCUCGAGUACACCACAAUACAAGCGCAGCAGACUUGGAGGCUGGUGCUCUUGCUUUAAAAACUGAUCUCAAAGGACGGACUCAACAGAAAAAACAAUUGGUCAAAGAAAAUUUUGAUUGCUUUGUCUCUUGCAAAACAACCAUUGAUGAUAUUGAGUCAAAAUUGAAACGGAUUGAAGAAGAUCCUGAAGGUGCUGGAACCUCUCACUUGUUUGAUUGCAUUCAAGGAGUCAGUUCACUAGCUAAUCGGGCUUUUGGGCCUCUAUUUGAGAGACAGGCCCAAGCUGAGAAGCUCAGGUCUGUUCAAGGAAUGCUUCAGAGGUUCCGAACACUAUUCAACUUGCCUAGUGCAAUCCGUGGGAGCAUUAGUAAGGGUGAAUAUGACUUGGCGGUUAGGGAGUACAGGAAAGCGAAGUCGAUUGAUUUGCCCUCUCAUGUUGGAAUACUGAAACGUGUUAUUGAGGAGGUUGAAAAAGUAAUUCAAGAGUUUAAAGGCAUGCUUUACAGGUCCAUGGAAGAUCCACAAAUAGACCCAACAAAUCUUGAAAACCUCGUGAGGCUUUUGUUGGAGCUGGAACCAGAGUCAGAUCCUGUCUGGCAUUAUCUAAAUAUACAGAAUCAAAGAAUUCGAGGUUUGCUUGAGAAAUGCACCUUAGAUCAUGAAACAAGGAUGGAAAAUUUGAACAAUGAGAUGCGUGAGAAAGCACUGUCUGAUGCAAAGUGGAGGCAAUUUCAGCAAGAUUUAAAUCAAUCUUUAGAUGUCAACUAUUCUUCUACUCUUGAAAGCACCCAUCUGCUGGGAGAUUCACUACCUGUAGAGUUGACUGGCGAAGAAGUUGAUGCUCUCAGAGGGAGGUAUAUCCGCAGGUUAACCGCUGUACUUAUCCAUCACAUACCAGCCUUCUGGAAAGUAGCCCUUUCUGUUUUCGGUGGGAAAUUCGGGAAGUCUUCCCAAGUUUCCGCGGAUACACAUGUUAGUACUUCUGCAAAUAAAGGUGAGGAAAAAGCUGGAGAUGGGAAGUACUCGAGCCAUUCUUUUGAUGAAGUUUCUGGAAUGGUACACAGUACUUUAUCUGCAUUUGGAAAUAAGGUUCAAAACACAUUUCGCGAAUUCGAAGAAUUAAAUAUUCUUCGUCCGUACAUGAGCAAUGCUAUAAAGGAGAUAUCUAAAGCAUGCCAAGCUUUUGAAGCAAAAGAAUCAGCCCCUCCAGUUGCUGUUACAGGAUUGCGGACGCUUCAGUCAGACCUUACAAAAAUGUACAUACUAAGGCUUUGUUCAUGGAUGCGGACUACAACAGAAGAGAUAUUGAAAGAUGAAUCAUGGGUCCCUGUAUCUAUUCUGGAAAGGAACAAAUCUCCAUACACGAUUUCUUCCUUGCCUUUGGCAUUCCGUUCAAUUAUGUCUUCGGCAAUGGAUCAGAUCCAUUUGAUGAUUCAGUCUUUAAAUAGUGAAGCUACAAAGUCAGAAGAUAUGUUCAUGCAGCUUCAAGAAUCUAUCAGAGUUGCAUUUUUGAAUUGUUUUCUGGAUUUUGCUGGUCAUCUGGAGAAUAUCGGAGGCAUGCUUGCACAAAAUAGGUCAAACAGAGAGAGUCCACAUUUACAAAACGGAUAUUUUCAUGAGCCACAAGACAAGUCAUCUGAUCCUCUCCCUGAAAGUGUCAAUAAUCCACAUGAACAGCUGUUAAUGGUCUUGAGUAAUAUUGGAUAUUGUAAAGACGAACUUUCUCAUGAACUGUACAACAAAUACAAACAUAUCUGGCAGUCCAGGGAAAGAGAUGAAGAGGACAGUGAUGUACAAGAUUUGGUUAUAUCAUUCUCUGGGCUAGAAGAGAAGGUCCUUCAACAGUAUACUGUUGCGAAGGCUAAUUUGAUUAGAACAGCUGCUGUGGACUAUUUAUUGGAUGGUGGAGUUCAAUGGGGAGGAGCACCUGCAGUUAAAGGUGUGCGAGAUACAGCUGUGGAGUUACUGCACACACUAGUGGCUGUGCACGCGGAGGUAUUUGCUGGUUGUAAGCCCCUGUUAGACAAGACACUUGGUAUUCUUGUGGAAGGUUUAAUUGAUACCCUCCUCAGCCUUUUCCAUGAAAACGAAAGCAAAGAUCUUAGGUCAUUGGACGCUAAUGGUUUCUGUCAACUCAUGCUUGAGCUUGAAUAUUUCGAGACCAUAUUGAAUCCAUAUUUCACGCCUGAGGCAAGUGAGUCUCUGAAGUCUUUACAAGGGGUGUUAUUGGAGAAAGCCACCGAGAAUGUGACAGAGUCUACUGAGACUCCAAGUCACCACCGUCGUCCAACUCGCGGAAGUGAAGAUGCACUCUCAGAUGACAGACAGCAAGGCAUGUCUGUGUCACCAGAUGACCUAAUCGCUCUUGCCCAGCAGUUCAGCUCCGAGCUACUUCAAGCAGAACUUGAGAGGACUCGGCUCAACGCAUCAUGCUUUGCGGAGUCAAUCCCAUUAGACUCGUUCCCAGAAUCAGCGAAAGCCGCUUAUACUUCUUUUAGAGGAUCAAUGGAUUCUCCUAGCCGGAGUUUCAGAGGCACACAACCUGUUGGAUCCCCAGGUUUCUCCCGGCAAAGACGUAGAUGAAUUAGUUAGCACCCAUAUUCUUGUUUAUUUAUUUCCCCCCCCCCCCCC
Molecule: messenger RNA, 3525 nt
Organism: Cornus florida
Lineage: Eukaryota; Viridiplantae; Streptophyta; Magnoliopsida; Cornales; Cornaceae
Product: exocyst complex component SEC5A-like
Exons: 21
Coding region: 223-3477 (1084 amino acids)
Biological process (GO): Golgi to plasma membrane transport; exocytosis
Cellular component (GO): exocyst
Source: RefSeq, a predicted model, not a curated record